Anguilla anguilla (European eel) is the source of this 3719-nucleotide messenger RNA. It is a transcript of the gene klf6a, whose product is annotated as Kruppel-like factor 6a. The transcript is spliced from 4 exons. Gene Ontology annotation, biological process: regulation of transcription by RNA polymerase II. Bases 252 to 1103 code for a protein of 283 amino acids. Gene Ontology annotation, molecular function: RNA polymerase II cis-regulatory region sequence-specific DNA binding; DNA-binding transcription factor activity, RNA polymerase II-specific. The record is from RefSeq and is a predicted model, not a curated record. Lineage: Eukaryota; Metazoa; Chordata; Actinopteri; Anguilliformes; Anguillidae.
AGGUUGGCUGCAAGGUUUGAAUAGGGAAGUUUACAGAGAGCCAGGUCUUGCAGUUAGUUCAGUGUUUGCAAAUAGAGUGGCAACAGUGGGAGAAUAGCGGUUCGGGAAACGGGAAGCAAAACAACAUUUAAUUGAUGUGCAGUUGCAUGUGGAAAAUACACCAAGUUCACUUGCUGUAAAAAAUACAGACAUUUGAAAUCGCCUGCAUCUUUUUGAUAUAUAGCCUGUAGAUAGUUACAUCUGGGAUUAAAAUGGAUGUUCUACCUAUGUGCAGCAUCUUUCAAGAGCUUCAGAUCGUUCAUGACACGGGGUAUUUUUCUGCUUUACCAUCCCUUGAAGAGUACUGGCAGCAGACGUGUCUGGAGUUGGAGCGGUAUCUUCAGAGCGAGCCGUACGUCUCUCCCCCGGACAUCAAGUUCGACAGCCAGGAGGACCUCUGGAGCAAACUCAUCUUGGCUUGCGGAGACAAAGGGGAGUCCAAUCCAAAGAUCCCGUACAUAAAAGAAGAGGACAAUCAGGACAGCCAAAUUUUGGAGACCAACAGUGUGAACUCUGACGCCAGCAGCGAAGCAUCGGACAGCUCCGAGGAGCUCUCCCCGACGCACAGCUUUACCUCCAAUCCCCUGAACGCCGUUCUGGUCAAUUCCGGACACUUGAGCUCUUCAAUCAUCAGCACUCCACCGUCCUCUCCAGAAAUCGGCACAGAGUCCUCCAUUCCACCGGUCUGGAGUGGCGUGCCGGCGGAAUUGCACUUGCCGGGCAAAAUCAGAGUCGGUGGCAUUGGAAAGACAGCGGACAAGACCGGCAUGGCCAACGGGGAGGCCUCGCCAGACGGGAGGAGGCGUGUGCACCGGUGUCAUUUCAACGGAUGCCGGAAGGUUUACACGAAGAGUUCCCACCUGAAAGCACAUCAGCGCACACAUACAGGUGAAAAGCCGUACAGGUGCUCUUGGGAAGGCUGCGAGUGGCGUUUUGCACGGAGCGAUGAGUUGACCCGGCACUUCAGGAAGCACACGGGGGCAAAGCCGUUUAAAUGCAGUCACUGUGACAGGUGUUUCUCCCGGUCUGACCAUUUGGCUCUGCAUAUGAAGAGACACAUCUGAGCGGGUCAGAAAACGGUCGAGGGGAAAGUCAUGCCUCCUGCCCAGAUUCAAGGUUGACGUGCCCUGAGUGGAGGGGGGGAGUGUGUCCCAGCCAAAGCGUGCCAUUUUGCACCAUCCUCAGUGCCUGCAGGAUCUCUUUGAAGAAGCUGUCGUGAAGGUUGUUGAAAAAAAAAAAAAAGAUAUAAAAAAACAAAAAAAAAAACACAAAAUGGUGUAUGAAGCAGAAAAGCGCGAGGGGGAGAUAUUUUUUAAAAAAUGAAAGAGAGGAAAAUGUGUGUGUAUGGUGCAUGAUGUUCUUGGACACUUGCGUUGGUACUGAACCUGUCCGGCCUCCGAGACGUCUUUUUUUUGCGAGCCAGCGAGCGAGCGAGCGCGUGCUCGGAGAAUGCUUGGCCUGGCGGAAGUCCUUGUGCGCGACGAGGUACCAGCGGCGCUUUGGGCUGAGUGCUGGAGAGGAACAAGUCCCUGUGUUUGUUCCCUUGUGGUCGUGAGUAGAAACCCAGUCUGCGUGUUGGUGAGUGCAGCAGUGAGCAUGGACCUGGUGGGGCGGGGGAGGUUACUGUCAAGCACCUCCUGUAAAGGAAGGCGGAUGGGGGAGAGGGGGAGACCCGGAUUCUGACUUGGGUGAAAUUGGCGGCCCCCCAUCCUAACGAAGGCGACCCGUUCCUGAAUGAGAGGGGCUUUUUUUGGUGUUUGGUGCAGCUACUAAAUGUGCAAUGUGUUACGUAGCCUGUCUCACAGGCUACAAAGCUCAUUUGUAGUCCAUUGUAUAAGCUGUGUGCUUAGAGAUAUAACACAACUAUAACUUCAGUAUAAUAGACCGGUGUUGCAUGGUUCUAGGGUUUGUACACUUCCUGUUGUCUGUAAUCAGGACUGCAAAUAGAUUCCAAUAAAGUGCAGCUACAUGCAAUGGGUAAUUGUUACAAUAUUGUACAUAAAGCCUUGAGUAUUUUUUAUUUUAUUUUAUUUUUUUGUUUGGAAAAAACCACUAUGGCUUAGCAGCUGAUUUGCUCAUGAAGCAUUUUUCUUUCACUUAUUUAUGCCUUGGAGACUAAUUUUCUCUUUCCUUCUUUUCUACCUGUUGAUGCACUGUUGACCUUAAUGGUGCCUUAUGCAAGUGACCUUGUCCUGUGGAACAGAACACUCCCUGGGGGGGUCACAUAUAGUUGUAUGGGUGAUUUGAAAAGCUUUAUUAAGGCUCUAUUUCACAUGAACUUGCACCUUGUCUUGUGUAUGGAGAUGGUUAUUAGGCCCUGUGGCUUUUAAACGCGUCUUUAGUUUAGCAUCCUUGUCUCACCAUUAGUCAGAUAAUAUCAUUUAAUGCAGCACCUAAUCAUUUUUUAAAAACAAAUUUAGAUUCAAAUCAAGUUAUGUUCAAGAUGCAGAAAGAUCUCAAAAUUUAUUAUGUAGAGCACUUAAUAAAAUUGAAAUGUAUUUACUACUGUGUAGUAUGUACUGUAAUAUAAGUCAUUUUACACGAUAUGUGUUCAACAAAAUUUCGUUUAAAGGUACAAAACCCUGAAAAACACGAGAAAAAGGGUGUUGUCAUUUUUUUGUUUGUAUAAUUUUGUUUUUGUUGUGCCAAGUGUAAUUGUUGAGAAAAUGGAGCUGCCAUGACAAUGGGUGUUGUUUUAAUUUAAACGACAAGACAUAUUCUUUGCAGCCCAGACUAAGGAAAAACCUGAAGAUCCAUUGAAAUGAACAGCAUAUGGCUGGACAGGCCUCUUUAAUAAAUUGCUAAAGGCUUUGCUGGCACAGAAUCUGUUGCAGACUGCUGACUCUGGAAGUUGGUUAUUGACCUGUCUGGAGCGUGUUGUUUUAGACCAGCUAUUAUGAAAACGGCAAACAGGAUUCCAGAAAGAUAAAGAAUUGCCCUUUGAAAUGAUUCAGUAUAAACUGCAGAUGCUACAUUGAAUAAAGCAUGUACAUCUGAGCCAGUGUCUAUGUGUGUAUAUUGUGAACAUAGUGAACAGUUUAAGAUGUUUAUAUUUUGCAGGGUAAUGGACCAAAAAUAGCUUGUUUUUGUAAAUUAUAUAAAAUGCGAUUAAUGGUUGUACUUCUUUGAAGUUGGAUUAAAAACAAAACGGUUGCAUUUGAGUGACCAAAACAAAAAUGUAAAAACAUUCUGUUGAGUGUCAAAAUCGUACCAUGAUUUGUUGGAAAGAGAUGUUGACAUUAUUAACAAAUUCACUGCAACCAGUGUUGCACACAGUGCAAGUUACAGAUCAGUUGCUAAAUGGCAUAAGAACAAACUUGAAGCAGCUUGCUGCAGUCAGUCUAACACGAGGGUUUUGCACUGGCAAAUUAACAUCUUUUGGUGAAUCAGCAGCCAAUAACAUUCAGGUGGUAAUCGAGCCUUAAUGAAGCCCCAUGUUUGCUUGCAAUUUAACCAACAAAUGUUUUUAUUACAGAUUUUCAUUCUCUGAAAAUUCCCUGUUAUCUAAUGUAUCUUUGUAAAAAAAAAUAAAGUUUUGUAAGUUUUUUCCAUUAUUUUAUUUUAUUUUUUUGUUUCUUUUGUUUCGCUUUACAGAUUUUUAUUUGACAUUGCUUUGCAAAAUUGUUAUAUUUCUGUAUGAAUGUAUUUUUUAUUGGAAUAACAAAAAAAUUCUUAUCAGA